CGACCAUGCGACUCGUGCCGCAAGCGCAAGAGCCGCUGCGUCACCGAGGGCGAGAGCAGCGUGUGCGUGCUGUGCAAGUUCCACGGCCAGCCAUGUACGUAUGAGGAGGCGCCGAAGCCGCGCAAGCGCAAUGCCAGCCGCGACGGCGAGCGCUCCAAUGCCGCCUCGCCCGUCAAGCGCAGCCUCGCCUUCAAAACCAUUCCCGGCACCGGUGUGGAGGAAUACGACACCCUCCCCGGCCCCUCCCUGCUCAAGCGCACCCUUGGCCUCCAGAACCUGCAUCAUAGUCAGUACAUUGGCCGACACGAAGUCCCGGAUCCAUAUGGAGCUCCUUAUGCCGCUUCAUCGGACGGGGCAAAGCGCGCGAAGAAGUCCGACGAUCUCGAGAUUGUUGUGCGCCCUGUGCAUCCCUCUCACGCCUUUCGCAUCAUCCCCGACCCAACCACCGAGGGCUACUCGGAGCAGCGCGGCUGGAUCGACGACAUCGAAGCUGCCGUCUACCCGCACGGAAACCACCUCGUCCAACUGUACUUUCGUAUCAUCCAUCCAUCCUUUCCCAUCCUCCACCAACAAGUCUUUCUCGAAAAGUACGCAAGAUCGUACCGCGAAUUCUCUCCGCCUCUGCUGGCCGCCGUCUACCUCGCUGCGUGCGGCUACUGGCGAUAUAGCGAACAUCUAAUUGACUACGAAAGGCCGGAUCUGACCAAGCUGCGACAUCUCGCCUUCGCCUCCUUUCGCGCCACCGUUAUGCGACCCAAGCUGUCUACAGUGCAAGCAGGCUUGUUACUGGCACAGUAUGAAGCCACAGACAAGCAUGGCUGGAUCAAUGGACAGCAGAGCAAACUCGCUCACCAGCUGGUCGACUUGGCAUACACGCUCGGCUUGCACCUCGAUGCGCGACACUGGGAAAUCCCCGACUGGGAGAUUGGACUGCGACGGCGGAUAGGCUGGGCGGUCUACAUGCAAGACAAGUGGACUGCGCUGCUCCAUGGCCGCCCCUCGCUGAUCAGUGCCCACGACUGGUGUGUGCCGCCGCUUGACGAGGACGACUUUCCGGAGAUUGAAGAAGACGACCGGGAAGGCAGCGCAGAAGUGGAGAAAAGCCGGCUAGUAUUUAUGCAAAUGGCCUCGCUCACGGAAAUUCUGUCAGGCGUGCUGGUCGAUGUCUUUUCCGCACGCAGUCAGCAGAUGCUCGAUGCGGCCGUCGGCGACAAGAUCGGCCUUUUGCUCACGUGGGUCAAGCCCUGGCAGCUGCAUUUGAGGAAUUGGUUUUCCUCUCUGCCAGAAUCCUUACGAAUGGACACCGCGGCAUCCAUGAAGCUCUCGCCCGUGGGCUACUUGCGUCUGGCUUAUCUCACCCUUGAGACUUGUAUCCAUCGACACAUCAUCCGCACACUCGCGAUGAGCGAGACCGUGGACCCUAAUCUCGUCCGAGCUUGUCGCGCCGCAGGCAAGGACCGACUCAUCAAUGCCGUCGACUUCCUCCAGCGUCUGCAAGCGCAGCACCUCGCAUCCUUCUGGUACUAUAUCUCUUCCAAAUGCUGCGCACUCAUCCACGCCUUUGGUCAGUCGCUCGCCGCGUCAGCCCUGGACCCCGCCGAGCGCGCCUUCUACGAGCAAAAAGUAAAAGAGUUCCGCUGGACGCUAAAAGUCAACAGCGAAGCGGGCACGGGCUUCAUGAAGCAAGCAAUCGGCAUGCUGGACAUUUCA
Molecule: messenger RNA, 1710 nt
Organism: Neohortaea acidophila
Lineage: Eukaryota; Fungi; Ascomycota; Dothideomycetes; Mycosphaerellales; Teratosphaeriaceae
Product: fungal-specific transcription factor domain-containing protein
Exons: 1
Biological process (GO): DNA-templated transcription
Cellular component (GO): nucleus
Molecular function (GO): DNA-binding transcription factor activity, RNA polymerase II-specific; zinc ion binding; DNA binding
Source: RefSeq, a predicted model, not a curated record